AUGAAAAACAAGUAUGAGAGCUUAUCUGAGGGAAUCAAACUACAAGAUAAUCAAACCCUACUGAACAGUAUUUAUACACAACUCUACAUCUUAGAGGGAGAGAGUGAAAGAGUGAAUGAAGAACAUGAGGUUUUACACAUGGAGAAUAAAUCCAGAACUCAACACUUACAAGACACUCCAAUCUACUGCAAUGACAUCUUUAAAGCCUCAGCUGAACCUGGAUGUGAAGAGAAAGAGCAGAUCAAGACUGUUCUUACUAAAGGCAUUGCUGGAAUCGGAAAAACCGUCUCUGUGCAGAAGUUCAUUCUGGACUGGACCGAGGGAAAAGCCAAUCAGGAUGUAGAUUUCAUGUUUGUGCUUCCAUUUCGAGAGCUGAACUUGAUCCGCGAUCAUCAGUACAGUCUUCACAGACUUCUGCUGGACUUUCAUCCUGAACUUCAAGAUCUGGACUCACAGAUUUAUGAGGAGUGUAAAGUUGUGUUCAUCUUUGAUGGUCUGGAUGAAAGCAGAAUCACACUGAUGUUUUCAGACGCUCAGAAAGUUUGUGAUGUGACUGAGACUUCAUCAGUGGCUGUGUUGAUGUCAAAGCUCAUGAAAGGAGAGCUGCUUCCCUCUGCUCUCAUCUGGAUCACCUCCAGACCAGCAGCAGCCAAUCAGAUCCCCUCCAAAUACAUCAACCGUCUGACAGAAAUUCAGGGAUUCAAUGAGCCUCAGAAGGAGGAAUAUUUCAGGAAGAGAAUCAGUGAGCAGCAUCAAGCCAGCAGAAUCAUCUCACACAUCAGAAGAGCAAGAAGCCUCCACAUCAUGUGCCACAUCCCCGUCUUCUGCUGGAUCUCAUCCACUGUGCUUCAGAAGCUCCUGGAAGAAGAUCUGAGUGCAGAAAUCCCUCAAACUCUGACUGAAAUGUACAUCCACUUCCUGCUGAUUCAGAUCAACAUGAGGAACCAGAAGUAUGAAGAGAGAGAUCCAGAGAAACUCCUGCAGUCCAACAGAGAAGUGAUUGUGAAACUUGCUGAAGUGGCUUUCAAACAGCUGAUGAAGGGCAAUGGCAAUGUGAUGUUCUACGAGGAGGACCUGAUUGAAAGCGGCAUAGACAUCACUGACGCCUCAGUGUAUUCUGGGAUUUGCACUGAGAUCUUUAAGGAGGAAUCAGUGAUUCAUCAGACGAAAGUCUACUGCUUCAUUCAUCUCAGCUUUCAAGAGUUUCUUGCUGCUUUUUAUGCAGUUUACUGCUAUUUAUGUAGAACUACUGAAUCACUUUUUGAUUCACUACAUAAUUUUCAUACACGUGUAUUCAGUAAAGUACAAGAAAGUGAAAAUGGACAGCUUGAUCUGUUCCUGCGAUUUCUGCUGGGCAUCUCACUGGAGUCCAAUCAGAGACUCUUACAGGAUCUACUGACACACACAGAGAACAGCUCAGAGAGCAUUGAGAAAACUUCACUGUAUAUUAAAAACACCAUUAAGAAGAACAAACAUCUGUCCACUGAAAGAUCCAUCAAUCUGUUCCUCUGUCUGCUGGAAGUGAAAGAUCAGACUCUGUCCAGAGAGAUUCAGGAGUUUGUGAAAUCAGACAAACACUCAGAGAAGAAACUCUCUCCCGCUCACUGCUCAACAAUCUCCUACAUGCUUCAGAUGUCGGAGGAGCCGCUGGAUGAGCUGGACCUCAAGAAAUACAACACAUCAGAUGAGGCUAGAAGAAGACUGAUACCAGCUGUGAUGAAUUGCAGAAAAGCUUUACUUGCUGACUCUAAUCUCACUGAUCAGUGCUGUGAAAUUGUAACUUCAGCUCUGCAGUCAUCAAAUUCCCUGCUGAGAGUGCUGGACUUGAGUAACAAUGACCUGCAGGAUUCAGGUGUAAAGCUGAUCUCUCAUGCACUGAAGACUACAAACUGUCACCUGGAGAUACUGAGAUUAUCUGGCUGUAUGGUGACAGAGGUAGGCUGUUGUUAUCUGGCUUCAGCACUGAGAUCAGCAACAUCACACCUGAAAGAGCUAGAUCUGAGCUACAAUCGCCCAGGGGAUUCAGGAGUCAAGCGGCUCUCUGAGAGACUCAAUGACCCAAACUGCACACUGGAACAACUCAAUCUGGACCAUAAUGAACACUUCAGAAUCACACCAGGACUGUGGAAAUAUGCCUGUGAUCUCUCACUGGAUCCAAACACAGCAGACAUUCGUUUAUCUUUGUCUGAAGAGAACAGAAAGGUGACAUAUAUGAAAGAACCACAGCCCUAUCCUGAACAUUUAGACAGAUUUGAUAGAUGUUCACAGGUUCUCUGUCGAGAGAGUCUGUUUGGACGCUGUUACUGGGAGGCUGAAUGGAGCGGUAGAGGUGCUUUUAUAUCAGUGGCGUAUAAAGGAAUCAGCAGAAAAGGAGAGAGUGAUGACUGUAUGUUUGGAUGCAAUGAGAAGUCUUGGAGUCUGGACUACUCCUUUAAUAGAUUCAGUGCCUGGCACAACAAUAAGGUCAUUUACAUUUCUCCACCGUCGCCUCCCUCUAAUAAAGUAGGAGUGUAUCUGGACUGGUCGGCCGGCACUCUUUCCUUCUACAGUGUUUCUGAAGCACACACACUCACACACUUACACACAUUCAACACUAUGUUCACUGAACCAGUCUAUGGUGGACUUGGUAUUUAUGAUUCUUCAGUGUCUCUUUGUCAGACUCCACACAAACAACUGUAAACUGACUUGCAAAAAUGUCUUUUCAAAGCUCUAGUGUUACAUUUUUCAACCUUGAAAGAUAUAUGUAAGAUAGUUAUGUAAUGGUUU
Molecule: messenger RNA, 2766 nt
Organism: Sinocyclocheilus rhinocerous
Lineage: Eukaryota; Metazoa; Chordata; Actinopteri; Cypriniformes; Cyprinidae
Product: NACHT, LRR and PYD domains-containing protein 3-like
Exons: 6
Coding region: 1-2679 (892 amino acids)
Molecular function (GO): protein binding
Source: RefSeq, a predicted model, not a curated record